Fundulus heteroclitus (mummichog) is the source of this 1598-nucleotide messenger RNA. RefSeq names its product zinc ribbon domain containing 2 (gene znrd2). The record is from RefSeq and is a predicted model, not a curated record. The transcript has 4 exons. NCBI's taxonomy places the organism in Eukaryota, Metazoa, Chordata, Actinopteri, Cyprinodontiformes, Fundulidae. The coding region runs from base 102 to 809 and encodes 235 amino acids.
GAGGACGCUGACGGGCGUCGCCAACAGGGGGCGGUAUAGGGCCGGCUGAGCAGACAAGAAGAAGACACGUCCCGCACAACGUGUAGCAGCAGUGAAACAACAUGGCUUUGAAUGGAGAUGAGGAAGACUUCGAGUGGGAGCCUCCAACAGAGGCAGAGAUGAAGGUGAUCCAGGCUCGCAGAGAGCGGCAGGACAAGAUCAGUAAGCUGAUGGGAGAUUACCUCCUGAAGGGGUACAGGAUGCUGGGGGACAGCUGCGAGGUGUGCGGGACUGUUCUUCUUCAGGACAGACAGCAGAAAAACUACUGCGUCUCAUGUCAGGAGCUGGACUCUGAUAUCGACAAGGAUAACCCUGCUUUAAACCCACAAGCGGCGCUGUCCCAGGUCAGAGAGUGGCAGCUGGCAGCCCAGUCCCCUGCAGCGACCCGUGUCCCCGAGCUCAACGGAGGCCAGAGCAGCAGCAGCGCCAGCAGUCAGGCGGGCGUGACGGUUCCUCAGCCCAGGCCGGAGCACUGCGAAGGAGCCGCCGCUGGAGGGAGGGCCGCUUUGCCUCCGCCCGCCGUGGCGUCUCCCCCGCCUCCUGCCUCCGCCGCCGCUGCCGCCGUGGCGCCCAUUCGUCCCCCGGUGUGUCCGCAGGCCUCCACCCGCCUACCUGUUUUGGAAGAAGCCGAAGAAGCGGUCCUGACUAAACUUCGCUGGGCCACCGCCCAGUUAGAGAGCUCGGCCUCGCUGGAGGCCAGCAUCCAGCUGUGCAGCCUGAUCAGCAGCUGCGCCAACUCGCUGCGAAGCCUCAGGGAACUCAGCCAGUAAACACAGUGGAGUGCUUGAACAGCAUGGAGCGAUGGGACCGCUGUUCCUAUUCUGCUUCAGAGUACUGACUGAUGCCUUGCUUCUCUCUCUCUCUCUCUCGCAUUCUGAAUACCUGCUUACGGCAGAAUCCCAGUUUGUUUCUAAAUGCGCCUGAAUUAGGAUCAAAAGGUUUUAGAGUGCGCCACUUCCUCUUGAGAAUAUGCGGACAAGUAGCUGGCAGAAAAACGGCACACUGAGGUAAUGGCUUUAGUCAAAUUGUAACUUAAAAUUAUAAACGCGUAACAUUUUCAGGUCAUUCGAUUUAAAACAUAGAAAAGGAAAUCCUAUGUGAAUCUCUGUAUAUAACCUAGUCGCCUCUGGGCUAACCACAAUCCUCUGCGAAAUGUUAUGCUGCAAGCCCCCAUAUCUGUUUUGUUGCGCACAGAUUGAAGCUGCCGGCACACACCUGGCUGCGGGGUUCAGACAGCAACGUUCAUCUAAACUUCGGGACAUCCGUUGUAGUUCAGAUGUUGUUUGGUCUGACCCUUAAAAAUUCUCUUCUUGACCGUCCUGAGAGGCAAAGAUGGUUAAUGUGAGGCUUUGAGAAAAAAAGAUUGUGCUGCAUGGAUGCUUGUAUGAGAUGUAUCCUUUUUUUUUUUUCCAGUUCAUUAAAGCAAGUAGAAUAAAUAAGUAUUUGCAUUGUACAUCAUACGGUGGCACCUCGUAUUAUAGAACCCAUCCUUAACGAUGUGUCCAAAAGUAGUUAGUUUUCUAAGAAUGGACCAGAAUAAAUCCGCUUCUGAAGUUGCA